AUGCUGGUUGACUUCUCGGUGGAGGUGCAAAAUGUUUGUGCUACGAUGAAAGCCUCCAAGUUGGACCAGUACCUGAACAACCCAGCGCUCACGCAGGAGCUAGUGAGCAAGUUGCCAUCGAUGGUGGAAUGCACAAGGUUUUGGGGAAUGCACAAGGCCUCUCUAACAGUGUGUACGUUAGCAGAGUUUAAACCCUGCGGGAGCAUUCCUCGAAAUGACGACCCGCGAUCGCUGGAAUGCUACUCGACGGUGUGGCUUGUGCUGGAGAUGUUUCCAGAGCCACAAGGUAGAAAGAUGCGGCGUCCCAAAUCCUUGCGGAAUAGAUGGAUGCCUAGAACGCCAUCAUCCCCUGUUGCAUCGCGACUUCACGGCUCCCGUCCAGGUGCCAUGCACACCGACAAGAAGCCCAGGCUCCUGAUAGGUCUUAAUAAUUGCAAACUAGGGCGCGUGCUUCGCACCAAGAAAGGCACAACAGAAGAACCGAUCGCUGAGAAGACCCGCCUGGGGUGGACGAUUAAAGGAAGAAGCUCCAACAGUGUGGGUGAUGACAUAACCCCAAACUACCACGUGUUUCACAUUUUUGCAUGUGAAGCUGACGAGAACAUGGAGAUCUUGCGCCAGUUGGCUAUACAGCAGCUGGAGAAGAACACGAGGCGUAUAAAUGGCCGAUUUGAAGCAGGUCUGCUUUGGAGGUUUAAAGAUGACAAGCUGCCGGAUAGUUUACCGACAGCCCUAAAGCGGGCACGAUGCCUGUACCAGGAACUGACUCACGAGCCGGAGCUUGCGAAGGAAAUUCGCCGACAGCUAGAUGAGUACGUGAAAAAAGGAUAUGCACGGCCCAUUACGUCGGAAGAAGCUGAGGAAAAGCCAUGGUAUCUACCUAUCUUUCCCGUGCUAAACGUGAACAAGCCAGGAAAGCUUCGCAUAGUCUGGGAUGCGGCUGCGAAGACGGAAGGGAUCUCGCUGAAAACAAUGCUGCUGAAGGGACCUGACCAACUAGCGCAGUUGGUACCAAUACUUCACAGGUUUAGAGAGAAACGUAUUGCUAUCGGCGGCGAUAUCGCCGAGAUUUUUCAUCAGGUCACGAUACACACAAAAGAUCAGAGAUACCAACGCUUUGUAUUUAUAGACCCAUACACACAACGGAGAGAGAACUACGCCAUGCAGGUAAUGCCGUUUGGGGCUAGUUGCUCCCCCAGCUGUGCCCAGUACGUGAAGAACAGAAAUGCAGAGUCGUUCAAGAAGGAAUACCCACGCGCUGUUAAGUGCAUACUGGAGAAUCACUAUGUAGACGACAUGCUGGACAGCGUCGACACGGAGGAAGAAGCUAUAAGCCUCGCGCGUCAGGUCCACUACAUUCAUCUUCAGGGCGGAUUCCUCAUUCGAAACUGGGUAUCGAAUUCCAGAGAAGUAUAA
Molecule: messenger RNA, 1416 nt
Organism: Drosophila bipectinata
Lineage: Eukaryota; Metazoa; Arthropoda; Insecta; Diptera; Drosophilidae
Source: RefSeq, a predicted model, not a curated record